Prosopis cineraria is the source of this 1890-nucleotide messenger RNA. RefSeq names its product autophagy protein 5. The record is from RefSeq and is a predicted model, not a curated record. The transcript has 10 exons. Gene Ontology annotation, biological process: autophagosome assembly; nucleophagy; cellular response to nitrogen starvation. Gene Ontology annotation, cellular component: cytoplasm; phagophore assembly site membrane; Atg12-Atg5-Atg16 complex. Lineage: Eukaryota; Viridiplantae; Streptophyta; Magnoliopsida; Fabales; Fabaceae. The coding region runs from base 772 to 1659 and encodes 295 amino acids.
AGGUUCUGGGCCCUGGACUCACUGGAGGCAUUUCGCAGCAAACAAACAACCGCAGAUUCACCGUCUACUCCCAGAAUUGUGAAGUGUGACCGAGUGAGGCGACGGCACUUUGUCUUUUCCAUUUCCCCUGAUCACUCCAAGUUCCAAGGUCGAAGCUUGCUCGUGCCCUACACCUUUUUCGCCUCGCCUUGGCUCAGCUCCAAUUUUCCCGUUUUCGUCUCGGCGUGGGGUGAGAGCGCCGCUAGGAACAAGCAAAGCACCUAGAACCGAAGGAAGAGAGACAAAGGAUCGAACGAUACGCAAGUGAUUAAACGCAAACGCAACAUUCUUCGACUUCUGUCGUUUGUCAAGCUCUUAGGAGGCGAUUGAAGACCGGUUCAGAUCUCCACCAUCACAAUUCACCCUUGUACAGCAGACAGUAUAUCUGCUUCUUCAACGCUUUGAACACAUUUGAAUUGUACCAACAACUGCAUAGAGGGAGGGAGAGAGCGAGAUAGCCCUGUUCUUGAAGAGGAAUAGAUGACGGAUGCACAAAAGUAUGUAUGGGAUGGGGCCAUUCCGCUGCAAGUUCAUCUCCAUGAAUCAGAAGUUACCACUCUCCCUCCUCCUCCACCUGCCCUGCAGCCCUUUUCCUUUACUCCGAAUUGAUUUGAUGUGAUAUCAUCCAGCAUUAUUGCCCUUGUUUUAGCUCCUCGGAUUGGAUACUUGCCUUUGUUGAUUUCUAUCAUAAAGCCUCAUUUCAGCAGUACACUGCCCCCCGGGGUAGAUACAAUGUGGUUUGAAUACAGGGGAUUGCCUCUGAAAUGGUAUAUUCCAACUGGAGUCCUUUUUGAUCUUUUAUGUGUGGAGCCCGAAAGACCUUGGGAUUUAACAGUACACUUUAGAGGAUAUCCAAGCAAUAUAUUGCUACCCUGUGAAAAUGAAGAUAGUGUAAAGUGGAGCUUUAUCAACUCAUUGAAAGAGGCUGCAUAUAUUAUAAUUGGGAACUGCAAGAAUGUCAUGAACAUGUCUCAAACUGAUCAGGUGGAGCUCUGGCAGUCUGUUUUGAAGGGUAACUUGGAUGCCUAUCAACGGGUAUCAUCUAAGCUUAAGCUUGGAACUUUUGGAGAUGAAUUUGUGGCACAUAUUGAUUCAAACGCAAAAAAAUCUCAACAAAGUGGUGGGGAGACAGAUGUGGCUGCGCAAAUGAAGAUAGGUGAGCAACAUGGAGAUGCUACUUUUGGUAGAAUUCCUGUUCGACUCUAUGUAUGGACUGUCAGUGAGGAUUUUGAUGAUUUUGAAGAUGUACCUCCAAUUGAUAGUUGGGACAAAGUCUCUUAUAUAAAUCGACCUGUUGAAGUUCGCAAGGAAGAAGGCAAGUACUUCAGCUUGCGAGAUGCGGUUGAAAGCCUUCUACCGGAGUUUUUCCCGGGAAGGAACCUUAUUGAUGAGAGAGAUCCAAGCACCAAGCAAAGUGCAGGAGAGGGAGAAAAUUCAUGUGAUCCUGUAUCACCUUGCUCCCACUUCGAGAAUGCUAAAAUCAAGCUUGUUCGCAUUCAAGGGAUAGAGCCAAAAUUGGAGAUACCCUUUUCUUGGGUGGUGAGCAACCUAAUAAAUCCUGAGCAUUUUCUUCACAUUUGUAUAUGCUUGAAAGUUUCAGAAGCCAGAACUGUGCAGUAGGUGAUGAACUUUCCAUUAUUUGAGUGGCCUAUAUUUGUUAGGAACUCAAGAUGCAAUUCUUUUGUAAAUACGAUGUACAGAGCGACGUAUAGUUACAUUCUUUUCAUAAUUCAUUUACUCUUUCUCACGAUAGCAGACAUUUGUUUAGGGGAUGAAUUUAUCCCUUGUUGACUAAUCCAGUGAAACGGUUUUGUUUCUCUAUAUGGAAAUGUAGAUCUAUUCCAUUUUUAA